Pseudocercospora fijiensis CIRAD86 is the source of this 1133-nucleotide messenger RNA. RefSeq lists its product as uncharacterized. Bases 21 to 1133 code for a protein of 370 amino acids. The transcript has a single exon. Lineage: Eukaryota; Fungi; Ascomycota; Dothideomycetes; Mycosphaerellales; Mycosphaerellaceae. The record is from RefSeq and is a predicted model, not a curated record.
CUUUUGUACAAAUUUCCAGCAUGGCAGGCGGCAGCACAUACACGUGGAGCCACGCUCUUCGCAUAGACUCCAAGAAAUCACCAUUCGAAUCACCUCUUCCCCAAACCCACCAAGCCUUCGCUAAUGUGAAGCCAGUAUCAUGGCAGCGACUCAACGUAGGCGGUAUCCUAACCACAGUCUACGGAAAGAACGAACUACCGCGACACCCGGAAUCAAUCACGGCAUUCUGGCUCCUCCACGGCCGCGGCGACACUCAAGACUCCAUGGCAUACACCGCGGCAGCAUUGCUCGAAGCAUGGAACCAGAAAAGAGCCCAGGUGGGAAGCAGAAAAGGCUUGAUAUGCAUAUGUUAUGAUCAAAGAAACCAUGGCUCGAGGAUGAUUGAAAACGAUCAUAAUUUGUCUUGGAAGCAGGGAAAUCCUCAACAUGCACAACAUAUGUUUGCGACCUAUUCUGGUACGGCGCAUGAUCUGAGUCUUUUGAUCACGCAGAUCGAGUCGCAUUUGGAGUUCAAAAUUAAUGAUAAUAUUGCCGGCGGCGUGAGUCUGGGCGGACAUGCGAGUUGGAUAGCACUGAUGAAAGAGCCGCGGAUCACAGCCGGGAUGAUUGUGGUGGGCUGUCCAGACUAUGUACGUCUGAUGACGGAUCGAGCGAUAAGAGCAAAGCUGCGGUCUUGCAUGACUACAGAUCCGCCGGGACAGGAGUUUCUAGGAUCGCCAGAUUUUCCGCAAUCGCUCGUCGCUGCCGUGGAGCAACUCGAUCCAGCCGGAAUACUACUGAGCGAGCUGGAUGUCUAUUCUCCAGAGGAUAUCAAGCAUGAACCAUCGCGAGACGAAGUGAAACGCCUGCGAGAUAUUAUUGAGCAAACUCUUGCUGGCAAGAAGAUUAUCUGUUUAAGUGGCGGGAAGGACAGACUUGUCCCGUACGUUCAAGGCGAACCUUUUCUCACUUGGCUCAAGCGAGGCAUCGCUAAAGAUAGCUGGGCUGGGGAUCAAGGUAUUGAACUUGAAGAUAUCAAAGAUCCUGAUGCUGGCCAUCAGUUCUCUGCGCUGAUGCGUAGGGAGGCUGAGCGCUGGAUCUGUGAUCUGCUAUCAGAUGACAACAGACCACAGCCAAGAGAAAGCAAAAUGUAA